UCAACACCAGUCAUGGAAUCACUCACAAUCAUACUCACCUUCCUCUUAUCAUUGUUCCUCAUAUUCAAACUACUACCAAACAAAAAAUCCGACCCAUCAAAGCCUCUCAACCUAAUCCCCGGCCCGAAACGCCUCCCCGUGAUCGGAAACCUCCACCUCCUCGCCGGAAACACCCCGCCCCACCACGUCUUCCGCAAGCUCUCCGCCCAAUACGGCCCUCUCAUGCGCAUCCAGCUCGGCGGGCUCCCUUACCUCAUCGUCUCCACCGUGGAGGUUGCCAAGGAGGUUCUCCGCACCCACGACCUUGCCUUCUCUAACCGGCCCCCGGGCCUUGCGGCCGAGGCCUUCUCCUACAACUACACCGGCGUCGGCUUCGCCCCCUACGGCGAGCCAUGGAGGGUCCUCAAGAAGCUCUGCACGGUCGAGCUCCUCAGCAUGAAGCGCGUCCGCUCAUUCAGGCACGUCCGGCAAGAGGAGACGGAGAAUUUGGUCAGAUUCAUCACCGCCGCCGCCGGCGACGGAGCCGCCGUGGAUCUGUCGGAGAAGGUCCAUCUGCUGGCGUAUGACAUCGUGACGAGGGCUUCGGUGGGGGCCACAACAAAGGAUCGGCUCAAGGUCAUGCAUAUAACCAGGGGGCUCGGCAACUUUGGAGCCGGAUUCAACGCAGCCGAUCUGUACCCUUCCGUGAAGGUGCUCCCGUUCCUCACCGGAAUCCAGUUCAAGAUAGAAAAGAUGCACCGUGAAAUGGACGGAAUGUUCCAAGAAAUCAUAGCUGAGGCAAGAGCAGCGGAGAAAGACGAUGGAUUCGAAGAUCUGUUAGGUAUACUUCUCAAAUGUCAAGCGGAAGGGAGCGAGAUGGCCAUCACAGACGAUGAUAUUAAAGCAGUCAUGCUGGACAUGUUUUUGGCGGGGAGCGAGACCUCCGCAGCGGUGAUAGAGUGGGCGAUGUCGGAGAUGGUGAAGAAUCCCGUUACACUGAAAAAAGCGCAGGAGGAAGUGAGAAAGGUGUUCGACAAGACGGGGCGGGUGGACGAAGAGAGGAUCCACGAGCUGGAAUACUUACCCCUCGCCAUCAAAGAGACGCUCAGAAUCCACCCGCCGCUGCCUUUCAUGAUGCCGCGGCUCAACAGCAGCAAAUGCACCCUCAACGGCUACGAGAUCCCUUCCAACACCAGGCUGAUCGUCCACGCCUGGGCGCUGGGAAGAGACCCCCAAUACUGGCCCGACGCAGAGCAGUUUAUCCCAGAGAGAUUCCAAGCCUCCACGAUAGACUACAAGGGAAACGAUUUCCAGUAUUUGCCGUUUGGCUCCGGGAGGAGGCUCUGCCCCGGAAUGAAUUUCGGGGUAGCGAACUCGGACCUGGCGCUGGCCACGCUUCUCUACCAUUUCGACUGGGAGAUGCCGCGUGGCCUCAGGAAUCAGGAUUUGGAUAUGGUAGAGGACUUUGCCAUAACAGUUCGGAGGAAAAACCCUUUGAUUCUCGUUCCGACUCUUAAGAGGCCACUCAAUGUCGGUAAAUGACCAUUCCGGUGUGAAAAAAAUAAUACUACCCCCGUCUAAGAAUAAAUGUCCCAUAUUGGAUCGAGGUUUAAUAGAUUAUUGUACUAUGUAAAGAAAAAUGUAUGAAAAAAUUUGUGGAGCGUGAGGUUCAGUAUGUUUGUUUUUAAAGCAGAAUGAUAUGAUAUGAUAUUUAAU
Messenger RNA from Salvia hispanica, 1695 nucleotides. Its product is annotated as cytochrome P450 71D10-like. Lineage: Eukaryota; Viridiplantae; Streptophyta; Magnoliopsida; Lamiales; Lamiaceae. The record is from RefSeq and is a predicted model, not a curated record. Gene Ontology annotation, molecular function: iron ion binding; heme binding; monooxygenase activity.